CAGCAGACUGUCAGACUGGACGUCAGGGAAAGACUCUGACAGAAGAUCACAGCACACAGCCGGUGAGUUAAGGAUCAGCUGAGUUUGAAACGCCUCAGAGGACUCAGAAGAAGGAAAAAUGACUCUUGCAGCAUACAGAGAGAAGAUGAAGGAGCUCCCUCUAGUGUCUCUCUUCUGCUCAUGCUUCCUACCAGAGCCUCGGGAAAAGCCCACCAAGAAAACACAAGAUGUUGUGGACCUCAACCUGGGCAUCAUUAAAGACAUGGAGGUGAUCGAGCUAAACAAGAGGUCAUCGGGCCAGGCUUUUGAGGUCAUCCUCAGACCUCCAUCCUUUGACGGUCAGAGGGAAUUCCAUCCCACUUUCCCACCUCGCAGAGACCCCUCACUGGAGGAGAUCCAGAAGAAACUGGAUGCAGCCGAAGAGAGAAGAAAGUGUCAGGAAGCUGAACUUCUGAAGCACUUGGCUGAGAAGAGAGAGCAUGAACGAGAGGUGGCCCAGAAAGCCAUAGAGGAACACAACAACUUCAUCAAGAUGGCCAAAGAAAAGCUGGAGCAAAGAAUGGAGAUUAACAAAGAGAACCGGGAGGCCCACAUCGCUGCCAUGCUGGAACGUCUUCAGGAGAAGGACAAGCAUGCUGAGGAGGUGAGAAAAACAAGGAACAGAUGGAGCUGGAAUGGCAGUAGAAUGAUAUGAAUCAAGAGCAUUUCUUGUCCAGAAUUUUCAAGAGAAUCAACAAAACAAGGCCUAGCUAAGAAAGGCUGUUUUUUUUUGGAAUUGGAAAUGAUUCGAAGGCCUAUCAUAUGAUAUUUGAAGAGAAAGAUUCUUCUUGUCUGCUGCCAGGCGAAGCACUGGAUGUUGAAUUGGGAAUCAAUUAGAAAAUGCGAAAAAUUCGUUUGAUUUGUUUGCCGCCAAACUGUGUUCAUGAGUAAAUAUCUAUCCCUAUAGUCUUUAAUAAUGGCUUUGCAUGUACUGAUGGGAUAUAUCAAUAACGAACGACAAAACAGAUGUGUAUUUGUGUUGUACUGCUGUGAAUUAGCUGUUUGUAACAAUGUCAUUCAGUGUGGUCAUUUGUACUUAGUACUGUAGCUUGGCUUUGUAUUUAUGUGUCUUAGUUUGUGUUGGUUUCUUGAAAGGAUCAUUAGCAGAAUAAUUGUUAGUUACCUGACAACAAAUAGUGUAUUAAAUAAAAGUGGCCGAUAUCAACGUUUUAAUGCUUGCAUGCCGUGAUACACAUGAUAAAACUUGUGAAAAGCCA
Molecule: messenger RNA, 1256 nt
Organism: Carassius gibelio (silver crucian carp)
Lineage: Eukaryota; Metazoa; Chordata; Actinopteri; Cypriniformes; Cyprinidae
Gene: stmn4l
Product: stathmin-like 4, like
Exons: 6
Coding region: 119-694 (191 amino acids)
Biological process (GO): microtubule depolymerization; regulation of microtubule polymerization or depolymerization; neuron projection development
Cellular component (GO): cytoplasm; neuron projection
Molecular function (GO): tubulin binding
Source: RefSeq, a predicted model, not a curated record